AUGGUAGCCACCGAGGGCGCCACCCAGCGUGAACGAAAUCGACAGAUUGUUACUCGUUACUGGGAGGAGUUCUGGACCAAGGGAAACACAGAUAUCGUUGAUGAGCUCUGUGCUGAUGAUUAUGUCGUGUUCUAUCCAUUGCAUGGUAGAAUGGUGGGGAAAGAGGCUGUGAAGCAAAUGUUGACCAGCUUCAAAACGGCAUUUCCAGAUAUCUCAUUCAAGCUUCUCUCCCCAUUCCCCGUCAUCGCCGAAGAAGAUUAUGUUGUUGCUCGCUGGUUCGGUGGAGGCAAGCACACAGGCGAGGCUUUUUUGGACUUCCCAAUUGGGGGUUUGCCUCAAGCCAAUUCUGGCAAGGAAAUGCGCUUUUCUGGAACGACAGUGUUCACUCUAAAAGAUGGCAAAAUUGUAGAAGAGAUCGGUGAAGAGUCUGCACUCUCUGCUCUGCAACAGCUCGGGCUGAUACAGGGGAACGUGGGACCUCAAGUUGAUAGUAAAACGCGAUAG
Clonostachys byssicola is the source of this 504-nucleotide messenger RNA. Lineage: Eukaryota; Fungi; Ascomycota; Sordariomycetes; Hypocreales; Bionectriaceae. The record is from the annotation of a GenBank genome assembly.